AUGGACGAUGAAUACGUUGCGCAGCUCCUUGCCAAGGAGGCAAAGGAGAGUUCCAUGAAAUACUCGGCUCAAGGACUGAGUGCUUUUAUGCCUUCAAAGCCGGCAAGCAAUGCCCCUAAACCGAAUACGCGCUUCCUACGGAACCUCAUCAAAGUGACCGAUAGUCACAAUGCCUCUCUCAAGCUCAAGGAAGAAAAAGAAGCACGGGAGCGCAUGCGCCAGCUGAAAUAUCCGACAUCAGGUGCUUCGGCUCCAUCUUCAACGGAUCGUGCAUCAACACGAUCUGGUAAUCGAAGUGGUAUGCGAGGAUCAAGGGAGCAUUGCCACAGAGAAGAACGAGAAAGCCAUACUCGCUCACAUCGAAAAAGGCACCGAAGUCGUUCCCCCUCGACAGAACGGGAACGGCCGCGGAGACAUCGACACAGAGAUGAAGACUACGCUGGAACUGCUGAGAAGGACCGGGAUCGCGAUGAAUAUCGACGCUCACACCGGGACCACGAUUCAUCCAGACGGGAUCGCCGAGAUCGAGAUAAGCACCACACCAGACGCCGACAUGACCGGUCAUAUUCAAGGUCUGCCAGUCGCUCUCCGCGCAGGGACCGAAGUAACGAUCGUCACCACCAUCGAAGACGACACCGUGGGCCCGCACAUUCCACCCGUUCGCGUUCCUACUCACGGGAUUCGUCCAGAACUCGGCGAUCGAAGGUUGAAGAUGCGUCGACGUCGUCACAUGGUUCUCACCGUUCUCGUCUCGAUACCAGCACGCGGCAUAACCGCCUUUCGCCACCUCCUACCACAUCUACAUAUAAAAAUGGGACGGAUAGCGAGUCUGAUCCUCUGGAAGAGCUCAUCGGGCCACUUCCUCUCCGAGAGAACAAAGCACCCGUUCGCUCGCGUGGGCGUGGCGCCUACAAACCCAAUUCAAGCAACAUUGAUGCUCACUUUGCACCCGGCUACGAUCCGAAUACCGACCUGCAUUUAGAUGAGGACGAUUUACAUUCAACGGGCCAGCCAUCCUCCCGUCGUCCUGUUGCGGGGCUCAUGACCAAAGACGAUGACUGGGACAUGGCUAUGGAGGCGCUUCGCGAUCGUGAGCGCUGGAGACAGAAAGGCGCGGAGAGACUACGUGCAGCUGGUAUCGACGAGGCAGCCAUUGACAAGUGGAAGGCGGAACCGGCUUUCGCGGGUCUCGAUGGUGAAGGCAAACCGGAGGAUGUACAGUGGGCGAAGAAAGGUGAAGGGCGGGAAUGGGAUCGUGGCAAGUUCGUGAAUGACGAAGGCCAUAUUGAUGUUAGAGCUACCUGGUAG
Molecule: messenger RNA, 1308 nt
Organism: Penicillium bovifimosum
Lineage: Eukaryota; Fungi; Ascomycota; Eurotiomycetes; Eurotiales; Aspergillaceae
Exons: 2
Coding region: 1-1308 (435 amino acids)
Source: RefSeq, a predicted model, not a curated record